UUGUGAAGACAGGCUUCUCCGCACAGUGCGUGCGCAUUUUCCCUCUCAGUCGCUCUCUACUUACUCGAAUGAUAGAGAGCAAAUGCGCAUCGUCUCUUAGGCAGCUUCUCCAAGGAGUUCAACACCACUGUGGGAAAAAUCCAGGGAAGAGGAAAGGGGGAAUAUUUCUGGAACUCACAGCAGUUGUUUGCCGAAGCAGGCGUGAAGGACAAGACAACCCGUUUUCUGCAGCAGUUGCAAAGGGCUCCCAUUUACUGUAGUUUCUCUAGACUCCCUAGAAGACCAUGACCAGUCCACUGGAAAAGGCUGUGGCCCAGAAGAAGGAGGCCAUUGAGGCUGUCAUGGAGAUGUUUGAGCGGGGGGCGGAGGUAGUGGCCAGCGCAGUCGGGGAGCUAUUCCCCCUGUGCGAGGCGGCCGCCCCGGUCCUGCGGUUGGUCCUGGACAACGUGCACAGCAAGGAGGUCUUCUACGUCAAGGAGCAGUUUUUGGUUGUGCGAAACCAGCUAGAUAUCCUCUCCACCCAGCUGGAGAACAUAGAUAAUGAGAUCAAGAAGGGACGGUUGGACUCCCAGUACUUCUCUGUGGAGGAGAACCUCCGGAACCAGUUCCGCAAGUAUAUGGACAUCCUGGAGGCCAAGCCAGAGUUCCGGGAGGUCAAGACCAGACUGUUUCUGGAGCACUUUGGCAAAACAGGAGGGGACAAAAACCUCCACGUGCUCUAUGAUGCUGUGAUGGGGAGAAACACUUUUGGGGAGUCCAUUCUAGAGGUAGUGGAAAGAUAUGAGGCCAGGAACAGGAGAACCCUGGAGGAUUUCUGUGUUCGAAUGAAAGAGCUCUUCUGCCUGGGGCUGAUCUCUCUGCUGGGCCACUGUGCACUGACACAUGGGGAGGAGCAAGAGCAGGCAAUGAUUGAGGAUUGGAACCAGAAGAUCCAGGAAGUGGAGACCAGGAUGAAGAUUACUAUUGAGGAGUGUGUGGCAGCCUUCCCAGAACAGGCUUGUCUGGACAUAAAGCAGUUGGUCCAUGGGAAGGAGGAGAAGAGCAACCAGGACACAGCUGAGGCACUGCAACAGUUCCUGACCAGGAAAUACGACUGGGUGAGCUGGUCAGUUCGUGUGAUCAACCAUUCUGGCAGCAGCUACCGGAACUGGCGCGCUGGGGACAACUUCCAGCAUGUGGUGGGCCAGAACUGGUUUGACGUGUUGCAGGUGAAUGACACCAACGUGGUGGUGUCCUACAGCUGUAGUCCCCAGCCGGUGCCCAAGGACUGCAUCCGGCAGCUGAUGGAGGGCCUGGCGAAGAAAGGAAACGUCCAGGCUGUGGUGGAGGCCCUGCAGAAGCAGCUGCCCGGGUUUGUGGCACACGCAGUGAGCCGCCACAAGGAGAGCUGUGCGGCCUGGAGCUUUCCAGAGGACUGCCAUUACUGGGAGAGGCACAAGAACGUGGCACUAUGCGUGCACUCUGAGUGAGCUAGCACUUUUACACACAACAGUGUGAUGACCCAAUUCAUCUGCACCUAACUUAUACUGGUGGAUUGUCAUUAUUUGUUUUAUGUACUCCCUGUUAGACUAGCCUCGAAAAGAAAGUUAAAGCUUUGCUGUAGACAUAUAGACAUGAGAUAAAACAUACAUAUACUGUAUGAAGGUCAAAGGUAAUUUGUGCCACAACGACCAAACCUUCAACAAGGCAGACUUCCUUGAAAAGGGUUAUAUUAGAUCCCAAAUUACGAACAUGAUGAGAUCAGAGGUGAGCUCUGUUCUGAGUGGGCAUAGGAGGGCCAUGUCUUCCUGUUUGGAUGUAAUUCAUACAGUUUUUCAUGAUUUCUAUUUAUAUAAAGGUCUGUAUGUGUGCAAAAAAAGAUUGACGGCCAUUGCCAAAUUGCUAUACACAUUUUCUAAGUUCUCCAGGACCAAGGUGGGCCUGUCUCGAUCUGUUUACAAUAACCGUGAGCCUUCAAAGCAGUAUAUAUAAUUAUAUGUAAUUAACCAGGGUUUAGUAAUAGAUAGUAAAAAUAAAUGUAAAAACAGGCCAUUUAUUUAGUUUAUUUUGAUUGGAUAUUUUGGAAAUGAUCUAAUUGAUGCUGUGUAUCUUUAUGAUACAAAAGUAGUGUGACUUUAAAAUAAUCAUUUAUGCAUGUCCAUUAUCACUUCAACUCUGUACUCAUAUAAAGUAAACAUAUGCACAUGCAUGUCCCAACUUGUAUCUGUGAAAAAUGAUGUGAGAAAUUAGGUAAGAUGAUGUUUAAAUACUAAAGUGUAAUUAUUCACCAUUACAUUGAUGUAAUUAGCAGUAUUUCACUGUAAUAAAUGUUAAAAA
This is a messenger RNA of Anguilla rostrata (American eel), 2316 nucleotides long. RefSeq names its product protein rapunzel-like. The transcript is spliced from 2 exons. NCBI's taxonomy places the organism in Eukaryota, Metazoa, Chordata, Actinopteri, Anguilliformes, Anguillidae. The coding region runs from base 285 to 1469 and encodes 394 amino acids. The record is from RefSeq and is a predicted model, not a curated record.